AUGCCCUGGUUGAUGAAAGCCGAGCCCGAUUCGAGGAUAGUCAAGGGCAAAGAUGUAAAGUUCUCGGUAGAUGAUUUUGAGAAGAUAGGAACUUCACCAUGGGACGGAGUAAGGAAUCACGAAGCGAAGAAGAUCAUGAAAGAGCGUAUGAAAUUAGGUGAUCAGGUACUGUUCUACCAUAGUAAUUGUAAAGUCCCAGGGGUGUUCGCAAUUGCAGAAAUAGCCAAGGAAGGAUAUCCAGACUAUACAGCUUGGGAUCCUAAACAUCCUUAUCAUGAUCCUAAAUCGAAGGAAGAUGAUCCAACAUGGUAUAUGGUAGACGUAAAGUUCAUACGUCGUCUCGCUCAUCCACCAACACUACAACUAAUCAAACAUCUCGCUUCUUUAUCAUCUUCAAAUUUACCAAAGGAGAUAUCGUAUAUAGGUAAAGAUGGAUUAGAAGCCAUACGGUCGAUGCAACUCGUCAAUCGAGGGAGGUUGAGUGUUCAGCCCGUCGAACAACUCGCUUUUGAUAGUAUAGUCAAACUGGGAGAGCAAGGAGGAUGGGAUGAUCUGGUUGAUCAGAAACAAAAAGGAAAAUCGAAGACCACUUCGGUAUCAUCAACGCCGACCACGAAGAAAAGCAAAGGUGAUGAAGCGGCGGUUGAAAAGCCGAUUUCGAUUGCGAAAACGGAGCCAACGAAGGAAGAAACACCAGCGUCAGCGUCAGCGACCAAAAGGUCGGAACCUUCGAGUAUGAAAGGUGCUAAGCAGAAGGAUCCGCCUCUAAGUGAUAGUAAAGGGGAAAGAAGAAGUAAGAGGAUAAAAGUGAAUUGA
Kwoniella botswanensis is the source of this 816-nucleotide messenger RNA. RefSeq lists its product as uncharacterized. The record is from RefSeq and is a predicted model, not a curated record. The coding region runs from base 1 to 816 and encodes 271 amino acids. The transcript has 10 exons. Gene Ontology annotation, cellular component: nucleus. Lineage: Eukaryota; Fungi; Basidiomycota; Tremellomycetes; Tremellales; Cryptococcaceae.